Messenger RNA from Brachypodium distachyon (stiff brome), 1083 nucleotides. RefSeq lists its product as uncharacterized. The record is from RefSeq and is a predicted model, not a curated record. The transcript has a single exon. The coding region runs from base 1 to 1083 and encodes 360 amino acids. NCBI's taxonomy places the organism in Eukaryota, Viridiplantae, Streptophyta, Magnoliopsida, Poales, Poaceae.
AUGGCUACACAUUCAGAUACUACACAUACAGAUUCUGAGUCUCAGAACUCAGAAGAUAGCACCAUUGCAACAUAUGUCGAUGAGAUUGUUUGGGACUUCAUCAAUGACCCAGUUGAGGCUGAGAUAGAGGCUCAGAUUUUAGCUCAGGCCGAGGCUCAACAAAAUGAAGCUGCAGCUCAAUCUCGACGGCACAUAGAAAGAAACCGUGAAGCUGGACACUUCCGCUUGAUGGCUGACUACUUCGACGACAACCCAGUUUACACGGACAAGCAAUUCCGCCGAAGGUAUCGUAUGAGGAAGCAUGUAUUUCUUCGCAUUUUACAAACACUUAGUGAGUGGUCCCCUUAUAUUUGCCAAAGGUUUGAUGCCUUUGGCAAGCCUGGUCAUUCGCCACACCAAAAAUGCACUGCAGCCAUGCGCCUGCUAGCCUAUGGCUGCCCUGCUGAUAGUCUAGAUGAAAAUCUAAGAAUUGCUGCAAGCACAACCAUUGAGGUCUUGACCAAGUUUGCAAGAGGUGUGAGGAAGAAUUUUGGUGAAGAAUAUCUAAGAAGACCCACUAGUGAAGACACUAGACACUUACUUCAUGUUGGCGAGAAUCGAGAUUUCCCUGGCAUGUUAGGAAGUAUAGAUUGUAUGCAUUGGGAGUGGGAAAGGUGCCCAACUGCUUGGAAGGGACAAUUUACUCGUGGUGAUAUUGGAGCAUCCACCAUUAUGUUAGAAGCUUUUGCCUCACAUGAUCUUUGGAUUUGGCAUGCAUAUUUUGGUGUGGCAGGGUCUAACAAUGACAUAAAUGUGUUAAAUCAGUCAACUUUGUUCACACAAUUACUGCAAGGGAGAGCUCCUGAAGUAGAGUUUACGGUCAAUGCAAAUGUGUACAAGAAGGGCUACUAUCUUGCAGAUGGUAUUUAUCCAGAAUGGGCUACAUUAAUGAAAACAAUCCCCCUGCCGCAGUGUGAGAAAGAUAAGAGAUUUGCACAGCAUCAAGAAUCAGCAAGAAAAGAUGUGGAAAGAGCAUUUGGAGUUUUGCAGCGAAGAUUUGCAUUAUACGCAACCCAGCACGAUUGUGGGAUAGAAGUGCACUAG